AUGGUCAGGGUCACCGAAUCCGGCGCCGUCGCCGCCGCGCGAUGGCUCGGGAAGGGCGAGAAGCGCGCCGCGGACGCCGCCGCGGUGGAGGCCAUGAGCGACGCGCUGCAGCUCGUGCGCUUCGACGGCGUCGUCGUCGUCGGCGAAAAGGAAAAAGACGCCGCGCCUAUACUCCGGAGAGGCGAACGCGUCGGGACGGGCGACGACCCGAGCGUCGACAUCGCGAUCGAUCCGAUCGAGGGGACGUCUCUCGUCGCGCACGGCCGAAACGGCGGCGCGAUCAGCGUCAUCGCGAUCGCGGAGAGAGGCGCGAUGUACGACCCCGGCGAGAUUUUUUACUUCAACAAACUCGCCGUGGGGCCGCGGUGCGUCGACGUCGUCGACAUCCGCAAAUCGCCGACGCUGAACAUCCACGCGAUCGCCAAGGCGCUGAAGAAGUCCGUGGGCGACGUCACGUGCGUCGUCCUCGAUCGACCACGGCACGAGGGCCUCAUCGAAGAGAUCAGACUCGCGGGCGCGCGCAUCAAGCUCAUCUCCGACGGCGACGUGGAAGCCGCCGUCGCGUGUUGCGAUCCCGACAGCGGCGUCGACGCGCUUUUCGGCGUCGGCGGCACCCCCGAGGGCGUCAUCGCUGCGGCCGCGAUGCGAUGCAUGGGCGGCGCGAUUCAAGCGGAGCUGUGGACGCGGAACACCGCGGACGCGGCGGCGAUCGCGAAGUGCGGCGGCGACCUCGGGAAGGUUCUGCACACGAAGGAUCUGUGCGGCGGGUCGGAGUGUUUCUUCGCCGCGACGGGCAUCACCGACGGGAGCCUCCUGAAGGGCGUGCGGUUCACGAGCAAAGGACCGGUCUCGCACUCGAUCGUGAUGCGCGCGCCGAGCGGGACGGUGCGGGAGCUCACGACGCGGCAUCACGCGCACGCGUGA
Molecule: messenger RNA, 924 nt
Organism: Micromonas pusilla CCMP1545
Lineage: Eukaryota; Viridiplantae; Chlorophyta; Mamiellophyceae; Mamiellales; Mamiellaceae
Exons: 1
Coding region: 1-924 (307 amino acids)
Biological process (GO): fructose 1,6-bisphosphate metabolic process; gluconeogenesis; glycerol metabolic process
Cellular component (GO): cytosol
Molecular function (GO): fructose 1,6-bisphosphate 1-phosphatase activity
Source: RefSeq, a predicted model, not a curated record